Molecule: messenger RNA, 1598 nt
Organism: Perca fluviatilis (European perch)
Lineage: Eukaryota; Metazoa; Chordata; Actinopteri; Perciformes; Percidae
Product: recoverin-like
Exons: 4
Coding region: 303-881 (192 amino acids)
Molecular function (GO): calcium ion binding
Source: RefSeq, a predicted model, not a curated record
CGCCUCAGGGUGAUCCACUUUAAUUGACUUAUUCCAACAGGUUGAGGCUGAUUUCCUUUGCAGCUCACAGACAGAUCAUCACUGAUUGCCCUGGACUCACACAGCAUUUGCUUCUUUGACCAAGACCAGGAUCAAGAAGGAUACUGCAGCCAUACCUCAGACAUAGUCGUCUGUUUAUCACAUUGACAGAGUAAAGGAGGCAACUCCCUGGGUUGAAGCUGUGCGUUAAUUGCCCUUAAAAAGCUCAAGUGCCACAAAUUCCCAUUUUGAUUUGGCUCUAAAACAUCACCAACACAUCAACAAUGGGUAACUCAAAAAGCGGCGCUGUGUCCAAGGAGAUCCUGGAGGACCUGAAACUCCACACCAAGUUCACAGAGACUGAGAUUGCUCAGUGGUAUGAGAACUUCAAGAAGCAGUGUCCAGAAGGGCGCAUCUCAAAAGAGGAAUUCCAGAGCAUCUACAGCAGGUUCUUCCCGGAAAGUGACGCCCAGACAUACGCCCAGCAUGUCUUCCGCUCCUUUGACACAAACGCGGAUGGAACACUGGACUUCAAGGAGUACAUCAUUGCUCUCCACAUGACAUCAACAGGGAAAACCACCAGCAAACUGGAAUGGGCCUUCUCGCUGUUCGACGUGGACAAGAACGGAUACAUCACAAAGUCAGAGGUUAAGGAAAUCUGUACGGCAAUUUUCAAACUGAUUCCUAAAGAUGAGCUGGCUGCUCUGGCUGAGGAUGAAAACACAGCUGAGAAGAGGGCAAACAAACUCUGGAAUGUCUUUGAGAAGGGCGAUAAUGACCGAGUUGCAGAAGGAGAGUUUAUUCAGGGAGUGUUGGACAAUGAAGAUGCCCUCCGUUUGAUUCAGUAUACUCCUGCAAAGUAACUCUUCUACAGAUUCAUUGUAUCUCUCUCCAGUCAUGUCCUUUCCAAUUCACCCUUCACUCUGCUAAUACAAUCACACCUGACAGCACCUUCACAACACACAGCCAGUGUGACAUCAGUUUUUAGUUUACAUUUCUUGAGAAAAUGUAAUUACGGAGGUGUGUUUUAGCAACUCAAACACACAUUUUAAUAUAAUAACAUGUCACAUGCUUUAGUUAAAGUAUUUAAAUAUAGUGUUUUUUACCACUCGCUACCGCUCACUCUUAAUAUAACGUCAUCUUACAGUGCCACGGUCAAGCUGCUGCUCUGCCCGGUGUGUUCCAUACAGACGCUAAAGGGUAAUUUUUGCGUAUUGGUAUCUGACGCUGAGAGCCACUGACCAAGCAUCUGUAUUUUACAAGUUGGGAAUGAGAACGGGUUGGCAAAGUGUAACUGUACCUGGGCCCUUGUUAUUGUCUAAUGUUGUGUCUUUUAUAGUGUUUAAUUCAUCUGACAACAAAAUUAAAACGAAGGUUUAGUAUUCAAAGAAGGUUAAAUUCAAGCGCAACUGGACUUGGUUAAGCUUCUGAAGACAAUUUGUCUCUCAUCCGAAAGACUUCUUCAGUUCUGAAAUUGUAUGAAAUGUAUGAAAUUGUAAUAAAACUUAUGAUGUCAGAAGUCUUUUCAUUCUUCUCCCUUGUAUAUACUGUUGCUGGUAAUAAAAACUAGGAUUGUUGGA